AUGUGACGCAUUUAUUACGAUUCUCACAUCAACAGGAAACGGCUCAGAGAGAGAGAGACAGAGAUCGGUGAACUUCUUCAGCAAUGGCGGGUUCUAGGGUUUGUGAGGUUUUAUGAUCAUACUGAGUCUCAUCUGAAUCGGAAUCUUCCUCAGAAAUGUCCGGCAGAAGAUCCAAUUACACUUUGCUCAGCCAAUUUCCCGACGACCCGGUCUCCAUCUCCGUCACCGGAGCUCCACCUCCGCACUAUGACUCCUUAUCGAGCGAUAACAGGAGCGCGACCACCAACAACAGCGGAAACAACAGCAAAACCAAGGCGGAUAGAGCUGGAUUCGAUUGGGAUCCCAAUGGCGGUGAUCACAGAUCGAGUGCCCAGACGAAUCGGGUUGUGAAUCUUUAUUCUUCGUCUCUCGGCUUACAGAGGCAAUCUAGCGGGAGCAGCUUCGGAGAGAGCUCCUUGUCCGGUGAUUACUAUAUGCCCACGCUUUUGUCUAACGAGAUCGAUUCGUUUGGAUAUGCCCAAGAUGACGCUUUUAGGCUCGGUUUCGCCGGCGGUGGAGGAGAUUUGAGGGUAAAGAUGGCGGCGGAGUCCAACGGAGGUUCAUCUUCAGGGAAGAGCUGGGCGCAGCAGACGGAGGAGAGCUACCAGCUGCAAUUGGCAUUGGCUCUGCGGCUUUCAUCGGAGGCCACUUGCGCCGACGAUCCGAACUUUCUCGAUCCGGUGCCGGAUGAGUCUGCUGUUCGGACUUCGCCUAGUUCAGCUGUAACUGUCUCUCAUCGCUUCUGGGUCAAUGGCUGUCUAUCAUACUUUGACAAAGUUCCUGAUGGAUUUUAUACGAUUCAUGGACUGGAUCCAUAUAUUUGGACCUUGUGCAUUGAUCUACAUGAGAGUGGUCGUAUUCCUUCAAUUGAAUCACUAAGGUCUGUGGAGUCCGGUGACGACUCUUUACUUGAAGUGAUCUUAGUUGAUCGGCGUAGUGAUCCAAGCUUCAAGGAACUGCACAAUAGAGCUCACAACAUAUCUUGUAGCUGCAUAACCACAAAAGAGGUUGUCGAUCAGCUGGCAAAGCUUGUCUGCAAUCGCAUGGGGGGUCCAGGUCCCACAGGAGAAGAGGAAUUGGUUCCCAUAUGGAGAGACUGCAUUGAUGGUCUAAAAGAAUGCUUUAAACUGGUGGUUCCCUUAGGUAGCCUCUCUGUGGGCCUCUGCAGACAUCGAGCUUUACUCUUCAAAGUGUUGGCUGACACAAUUGAUUUACCCUGUCGAAUUGCAAAGGGCUGCAAAUAUUGUAAAAGAGACGAUGCUGCAUCAUGUCUUGUCCGAUUUGGGCUUGAUAGGGAAUAUCUGGUUGACUUAGUAGGGAAACCAGGUCAACUAUGGGAGCCAGACUCCUUGCUAAAUGGCCCCUCAUCCAUUUCAAUUUCUUCACCAUUGCGAUUUCCACGACCAAGGCCAGUUGAACCUGUCGUUGAUUUCAGGUCUCUGGCCAAACAGUAUUUUGCAGACAGCCAGUCGCUUAAUAUUGUUUUUGAUCCUGCUUCAGAUGAUCUAGGAUUUCCAAUGUAUCAUAGACAACAUGAUAAUAUCGGUGGAGAGCAGAAUGACCUUGCACAAUUGCCCGAAAAUAUUGGUGGUUCUUUGCUGCUCAGCGCUAAUGACCCUCCGCAGAACAAUAUGCGUGCACCAAAUCAAGUACAAGCAGCAGUGUCUUCAAUUAAUGUGCCACCAGUCUGUCAGUCUGUUCCUUCUAGGCAAAACAGGGAACUUGGACUUGAUGUUGAUGACUUGGACAUCCCAUGGAGUGAUCUUGUUUUAAAAGAGAGAAUUGGAUCAGGUUCCUUUGGCACUGUCCACCGUGCUGAGUGGCAUGGCUCGGAUGUUGCUGUGAAGAUUCUCAUGGAGCAAGACUUUCAUGCUGAGCGCGUCAAUGAGUUCUUGAGAGAGGUUGCAAUAAUGAAACGCCUCCGGCAUCCUAACAUUGUUCUCUUCAUGGGUGCUGUCACUCAACCUCCAAACUUGUCCAUAGUGACAGAAUAUCUGUCAAGGGGCAGUUUGUAUAGGCUGUUGCAUAAAAGUGGGGGAAGAGAGCAAUUGGACGAGAGACGUCGGUUGAGUAUGGCAUAUGAUGUUGCUAAAGGGAUGAAUUAUCUCCAUAAUCGCAACCCUCCCAUCGUGCAUAGAGAUCUAAAAUCACCGAAUCUGUUGGUUGACAAGAAAUUCACCGUCAAGGUCUGUGAUUUUGGUCUCUCACGCUUAAAGGCAAACACAUUUCUUUCGUCAAAGUCAGCUGCAGGAACUCCCGAGUGGAUGGCACCUGAAGUUCUACGUGACGAGCCGUCUAAUGAAAAGUCAGAUGUGUAUAGCUUUGGAAUCAUUUUGUGGGAGCUUGCCACAAUGCAACAGCCAUGGAGUAAUUUAAAUCCAGCUCAGGUUGUGGCCGCUGUUGGAUUCAAAGGCAAAAGGCUCGAGAUUCCACGCAAUCUGAACCCACAGGUUGCAGCCAUAAUCGAGGCUUGCUGGAUAAAUGAGCCAUGGAAGAGACCGUCUUUCGCAACCAUAAUGGAGCUGCUAAGACCAUUGAUCAAAUCGGCCGCACCUCAACAGGGGGGGCGUUCAGAUAUGUAGCUCUCUGGUUUCUCAUAACCAUAUGAUAUGAUGCACAUACUACAAUAUAUAUACUACAUCAUCCAUUCUUUUUCAAGAUUUGCUGCCCUUACCCUCCUUGGAGCUGGACACGUUACAAGUUAGAUCCGCCUUAAGAUUUGUCAAUGUCUGUCAUCACAGACAGCGGAAUCGAAGGAACACAAAAGUAUAUUAUGAGUAAUGGAAAGACAUCCCCACGGCCACGGGUAAAUCCGUUUCGCUGUUGCUGCUGUAUUUAUUUACACUGUUAAAGCGUAAAAACCUAUUUGCCCGCCCACGUAUAAUAUCUCAUACUAUUUACCCAACUCCUUUUCUUUCUUUUUUUUUUUAUUAUUUUUUGUAUGUACAUUUAAACCGCUAAAUCAGUACUUAAAAGGGACAAGAACAAAAAAAAUUAUUCCGAUUUAAUUAA
Molecule: messenger RNA, 3051 nt
Organism: Tarenaya hassleriana
Lineage: Eukaryota; Viridiplantae; Streptophyta; Magnoliopsida; Brassicales; Cleomaceae
Product: serine/threonine-protein kinase CTR1-like
Exons: 16
Coding region: 156-2621 (821 amino acids)
Biological process (GO): protein phosphorylation
Molecular function (GO): ATP binding; protein kinase activity
Source: RefSeq, a predicted model, not a curated record